Messenger RNA from Haliotis rubra (blacklip abalone), 9214 nucleotides. RefSeq lists its product as uncharacterized. The record is from RefSeq and is a predicted model, not a curated record. Gene Ontology annotation, molecular function: group II metabotropic glutamate receptor activity. Gene Ontology annotation, biological process: G protein-coupled glutamate receptor signaling pathway; regulation of synaptic transmission, glutamatergic. Lineage: Eukaryota; Metazoa; Mollusca; Gastropoda; Lepetellida; Haliotidae. Gene Ontology annotation, cellular component: membrane.
ACCCAGCUCACAACCUGUUUUAUCGGGGAAGGGCCAAAAUCGCUGGGCCGGUUUGCGGGUGGAACGUAAAGGAUAUCCAAGUAUUAACGUCAAAAAGGAGGCAGCAGUUCUUCGGAUUCAAUCGGACCGUUUGGUCCCAGUUUCUGGAUUUAAUGUCAGAGUGAAAAUAAGUGGCUGAAAAAUGGUUUCACUAUAUGGAGCCCUGGUGAUGACAGUGACCUGUCUGACGCUGGUCGCGAGUCAAGGGCUGAGUCGACAAAGCUGUGAUCCCGCCAAGUCACAGGCGUCCAUACAGUCCGGUGCUGAUGCUAUCAUUGGAGGGGUCUUUUCGAUGCAUGAAGAAGGAACAAAUGGAUUUGGCUGUGGAAAGAUUACUUCAGAUAUGCAGGCCUAUGAAGCAAUCCGGUGGGCGCUGGAUCUGAUCAACAAGAAGGACCAGAAGCUGAACGGUGAAAACCUCACCAAUACUUACAUCCCUGGCAUCAAGUUAGGUAUGAACAUCCGUGACUACUGCGGCUGGAGUGAGGGGGCGCUGUCAGCAGCGCAGAACUUCUAUCCCCAGUUCUCCUCCAACUCCCGGGCCUGUAACCAGACAACUUCAGGAAUCACUCUAGGUAUUGUCGGGGCUUCAGACAGCGAUGCAAGUAAGGAAGUAUCCAACUUAGCCCAAAACUUCAACAUCCCUGUGGUGUCCUUCAUGGCCACUGCCCCUGAGCUGAGCAGUGCCCAGCUGUACCCCACCUUCAUGAGGACAAUCCCCCCAGACGGACCACUCAUGGAUGUGCUUAUUGAAGCUAUCAAGAAAUUCAACUGGAAGUAUAUCAGCAUAGUUUACACUGACAACUCUCAUGGCCGCCAGUCUUACGAAGCAAUACGCCCUCGCUUGGUGACUGCUGGUAUCUGUUUGACUGCUGCCAUCUCCACAUCUCCAUCCGACACCCAGGACGUCACCAUCGACGCUGUCUUAGACCGUCUGCUCCUCACUAAGACAGUAGGAGUCCUGUAUUUCGGUACACCCUCAGUAGCGUAUGCUCUCCUUGAGCGAAGCAAUACAGCUGCAUAUGCUAACAUGGGUAAUCUGCAGUGGGUGUUCACAGACAGUAUAUCACUAACCAAACAAUUUGGAACAAAUAAAUACCCUCGUGGAAUUAUUUCCAUUGUACCUACAUCCAGAUAUAUUGUGGAAUUUGAAGAUCACUGGGUAAGAAUAAAUGAAAACAAUCCAUCAGCAGAAAAUCCAUGGUUCCAAGAAUGGUACAGUGAACAGUACGAGUGUUCCUUCCCAACAAUUAACAACGCUCAGUUCCCCACACCCUGCAGCAGCAAAAUCCAAACAGAGAGCCAGAAACGCGAAUCUUUCAUCCAGGACCGAUUUGUAGAACCAGCAGUACAUGCAGUGUAUACCUAUGCUGUUGCUCUCCGUAAUGCACAGAAGGCAAUGUGCGUGGGAGCUGAAGCGAACACGUCAUGCUCUGCCCUCCGCAGCAUGACCUCGAAGACUUUCUUUGAGAACUACCUGAUGAAGGUGAACUUCACGUACGGAAAAGAGGAGCGGGUGCCCAGUCUGGCUUCUGACCAGUACGCACCUUACUUCUCAGCAGCUAAGGUCCGCUACAAUGAAAAUGGUGACAUCGUUAACCCUGCCUAUGAUGUUUGGAACUUCAACGAUGCACCAGUCGGUGGGGAUAGCCCAGGAUUCAAGUUCAGAAGGGUAGGAUCUUGGAUCAAUGGUAUUCUGUCUAUGAACAUGGAUCAAGUGAAGAUGUACGACCUUACUCGUGACAAUGCAGUGACCCCCCUGCCACCUUCUCCCUGCCCACAGGCUGGAUGUACUCCCUGCCUGGGCAUGCCUUCCACCACCAAGUAUCUCUACAUUGAUGGAGACAUCAUCCUCAAUGGCAUCUUCAGUGUGCACAACCCUGGAGAGGGGCAGUACUCCUGUGGAGCAAUGGACCUGAAUGCCCGGUCAGGAGUGCAGUACACGGAAGCCAUGGUCUACGCGUUGAGAGAAGUUCCCCGCAGGUUCAAGGCCGUCAAUCCUCAGUUCCUCAGAGAUGUCAGUCUCGGCGGUCUGGGUAUUGACGACUGUAAGAGCCGAACGCUGUCUAGAAACUUCAUCUCAGAUGUUCAAAGAGGCACACUUGUUGUGAAAGAUUCUGCCGGGAACACUCUAGACCCUCGAAAUGUUGAUGCUUAUGUUGCUGCACACACCUCAGGCUUGACAAUUCCCAUUGCUGACUUGAUGAAUGAUGUGAAGAGGCCAGUGUUGGGGUACUCCAGUGCAUCAAGUGUGUUGUCUGACCGUAGAAAAUACCCCUACUUUCUAAGAGUACAUCCUGGAAUCGAUGAGGAAAUGGCAGCCAUCAUCAAUAUCUUAAAGAAACAGGGCUGGAACUUUGUUCAAACUGUGUAUGUCGAGGGGGAUGCUUUCUCAUUAAAUGGAAAUGAAGUGUUCAAGAAAAUGGCAGCUGCACAUCGUAUUUGUGUUGUCGCAAGUCACAGUUACGGAAGUGAUAUCUUCACCCGUCUCCGAACCCGACCAAUGGUCAAACCAGUUCUCGUCAUUGCUCAUGAAAGUCAGUACAGAGGCUUGCUUGAAAACAUGAUCAGUUCAAAUGCAACUGGAGAGUUUGUCAUCCUUGCUAAUUCUCCAUUUGGGAGGAAACAGAAAUUGGUUCGAGGUUUGGAGGAAGCUGCUGAUGGUGUCAUCUCACUUAAAUGGCGUGUCCCUGACCUGACAUUUUUCAGCACCUACCUCAGCAGUCUGAGAGUAGAUAGUAACCAGCGAAACCCUUGGUUCACUGAAUGGUAUGAGAACUUGUUUGACUGUUACAUCGGACCUCAAAAUCCUAACGGAAAAGCAGCGCUAUGUGCAGAUCGCAACACACCUAUUACUCAAGCACCAACUUUUGAGCUUACUGAAGAAAGCAUCUUUGUGAUCAACUCAGUGUAUGCAGUAGCUACUGGACUCCAUUCAACCUUGACAGAAUACUGCGGUCCCAACUACAGUGGCGUAUUGCGGCAACUUCACAAGCUCAGGAACACGCGGAAACCGUUUGUUGAGAAUAUCCGAGCUGCAAGGUUCAGUCUUCAAGGAUCAAACCCACCAACAGACUUUGCAUUCAUUGGCUAUGAGGGUAACGUCAUGAUCGACGUGUACAACUACCGACGGAACAUUGGCUAUAUGCUUAUGGGAGAAUUCAAUCCAGAGACAUAUGGCUACACUGAGAGCAUCAGUGCCCUGUUGAAUGGAGGAAUGGUCCCUUCCAGUGCUAUGUCCAUGUGUCCUGGGACCUGCAUUGAAUGUCUGUACAUCUACCAGGAAAUGAAGUACCAGUAUAUUGACGGUGACAUCAUCAUCCCUGCCAUUUUCGAUAUCCACAUGGGAGGUCUGACACGUUUCACUUGUGGAAAGAUGCGUGUACACAAUGGAUUUCAGUACACGGAAGCCUUCGCCUAUGCCCUCCAGCUGAUCAACAGUGGGUCCAUGUUCAACAAUGUCCGCCUGGGCGGUCUACUGUUGGAUAGCUGCAGCAGCCCCUCAAGGUCCAAGGCUUUAGUCAACAACAUCUACUCUGGUCAGCUGAUGCUACAGGACAGCAACAUGAUGAACAUCAGGACCCAGGACUUUCUGUCCUGGAUGAGUUAUGACAGCAAGAGCACCAUUGAGGUCUCGGAUAUCCUUAGCCGCAUUGGUGUUCCCAUCGUCAGCCCUGCAGCUACAGCACCUCUGCUGAAUACCAAGGAACGGUUUUCCACUUUCUUCCGUACAGUCAAAUCUGAUAUGCAUGUUGCAAAAGCCAUGGCCAAGCUUACGAAGCAGUUAGGGUUUAAUUACGUCAUCACUCUGAACGCACCUGAUUUCAGCAGUAGAGAGUCAAGGGACGAAUUCCGUAAACUUGCUAACGAUGAAGGUGUGUGCCUCCUCGCUUCCUAUGAGUUCGAUACUGAUGGCAGUAUGGAGUUAAUCCUCAGAUCAAUAAAUGAAUCCACAACACAAGUUGUUGUUGUAUUCACAGAACCAGAUUCCUACAUUUCUGAACUGCUCCGUGCAAAACAAAGAUUAUAUCCGACCAACCAUUUCGUUUUCAUCGCAAACAGACGCUGGACCCUCCCGUCUGAUAUCACUCGACUGCAGCUGACUAUCAAUCAAACAGUCCUCAACUCUAUAACAUUCAACUUCAAUUCUCCCCCCAGUGCCUGCGUUCACGACCUACCUUGGAAGUAGAGGCCUACUAUGACUAACCCCAAUCCUUGGUUCAGAGAGUACUAUGAGGAACGCUAUCAAUGCAACCUACCCGGAACAUUCCGCUUCAAUGUUAACUGUGGCCAGAAUUACGCCAGUGUUACACAAUCUGAUUUCGUCCAAGACCUGCGAGUCUUGUCGACCAUGAACGCUGUAUACGCUAUUGCUGAAGGAGUAAAGCGUACACUUGAGGAGAAGUGUGGCAGCCAGCCUGGCGUCUGUAGGAACUUCACUAACAGUGCUGAUACAUACGAGAAAAUCAUGGCAUAUAUGGAUGCUAUGAACUUCACCGAUGUGGUGGGUGACUUCUUCCGCUUUAUCAACAGAGAGGCAGAUCGAGGGUACACCAUUCAGCAGUUCCUGGAAGAUGGUUCUCAGGUUCAGGUGGGGUCCUACAAUGGCACAAGUCUCUCUCUGGUGGAUGAACGGAAUCUUCAGUUAAAGUUCCGUUCAGUGAAGUCAGCAUGCGACUCAACCUGUCUUGCGUGCCAGAGGUCGGCCAACAACUUUGAUGAUUUCACCUACAUCAAUGGCGUCUUCAACCUUGUUGGUUUGUUUGAUGUACACAAGAAAGGUGCCACACCCUUCACGUGUGGAGACAUCAACACGAAACACGGCUUUGAGCUCCUGGAAGCAUUCAACUAUGCUGUUGAGUAUGUCAACAAGAAGCAAGGAAUCUUUGAAGGCAAGCUCACUGGGAUUGGUAUUGGCGCCAUCGGUCUGGAUGUCUGUCAGAGCCCAACACGUGCUGCCAAUCUUGUAGCCAACAUCCACAGCGGCAAUAUUAAUCUGAAGAAGGAUGGUGAAACCAUCAACCCCAAAAACUUUGAUGUUUAUAUUGGCACAUUUGAAACCAAGGCAUCAAUCAGAGUUGCUGACGUUCUCAACAGUCUGUCCAUCCCUCAGAUCAGUUAUGGGGCAACCAGCUUGGAGCUCCGGGAUUCCCGGUCUCAUCGGUACUUUCUGCGUACGGUUCCAGCUGAUGAUAAACAAGCCAGAGCCAUCAUCUCCUACUUGAAGAGGUUUAAGAUUGACAAUGUUCAGGUGAUCAGCACAUUUGACAGUGUAGGUGAAAAGGGUAAAGAUGAGUUCCUGCGUCUUGCAUACUUGAAUCGUAUCUGCGUGUCACAAAACAUUAUCAUAGGUAGGAACGGUACUGUGUUCCGGUCUGAAGCAUCCAUGACACUUGAAAAGAUAGCGGGAAACAUUAAUGCGAAGGUGGUCAUACUGUUUGUAGAUGAUCCACGUGCUAUCCUCUUAGCUGCAGAAGAUGAUGACAAGAUUCGAGGAAAUUAUUUUUUUAUCGGGACAGACAAGUGGGGCAUGGAUAUUGACCUCCUGGAUGGGCUUGACAGACUGAUUCAGGACAGGAAAGCUGUGACGUUUGAUGUGGAAACAGCAGAUUUGCCUGGGUUUGAUCAGUACCUGGAAUCAAAGACCCCUUCCAAUAGCAAAGACAAUCCAUGGUUUGAUGAAUUCUUCCAGGAGAUUCAUGACUGCUACCUCAACAACCCAACAUCAGAGUUUUCCAAGCCUUGUACUGCAAGUAAUCGUGGCAUCCCCCGAGCUAACGGCUACAUACAGGAUCCGUAUGUUCUCUAUGUGGUGAAUGCAGUGUUUUCAGCAGCUCUGGGGAUCCAUUAUGCUGUGGCCGAGGUGUGCGGUGCUGACUACGGCUUUGCUUGCAACCUCUUCAGGAACAGCGGUGAGAGGAGACAGAGGAUCUACCGCAAUAUCAAACAGAAUGCAAGAUUUGAGGAUGCCACAAGGCAACCGUUCUAUUUCACAAAUGGAGGGGAGAGUGACCGCGGCUAUCACAUCUAUGAGCCAGUCCGCAACCCUGUAGGGCCGGGAUAUGUCUAUAAGAACGUGGGCAGUUAUAAUGACACUCAUUAUCUGAAGUUGGACAUCCGCUAUGAAAUCACUGAAAGAUCCGUCUGUCAACCAGAGGGAGUGUGUCAGUGUGUCUUCCCAGACUACCAACCAUCUCGAUACAUGUUGAGAGAUAAUCAGAAUGAUUUAAAUCUUGUCUACGUCGCAGAUAUACACUCCAAUGAUCCGAAGAACUUAUUCGGCUGCGGUGCCAUCAACACUGGCUUCCAGUUCCAGAAUCUCAUGGCUUUCUUCUACGCUAUCGAGUCAGUGAACAACAACACGAACCGACGCUUCCCAACAUCACUUCAGCUUGGAGGCCUGGCUCUGGAUACCUGCGACCAGCAGUAUCGACUUGGGCAGGACCUCUACAGCUUGAUGAGUGGAGAGGGCCUUUGUGGAACAGGUCAGCAAGGACAAGUUAUCCCCCCUUCAACAAUUGUGGCCUUUAUUGCCGAUGGCAGCUCAACAGCUCUCCCGGUCAGCAGUAUGUUGUCCCCACUGAAUGUUACAACUUUGAGUCAGAGCGCGACAACUGUUGAGUUGAGCAAUGAACAGUUCCACCCCUACUUCCUGAGGACCGUUCCUCCAGAUAACAUUCAAGCUAUUGUCAUGCUACAGAUUAUGAAGCAGUUCAACUGGGACUAUGCCAGUGUUGUCUAUUCAACUAUACCAUAUGGAAUCGCAGCUAAGGAUACUCUUCUCCAGCAAGCCAAUGCUGUAGGAUCAACUGCCUGUAUCUCUGCCCUCGAGGGCCUGAAGGUGGGAGCCACCUUGACAGAUGCAGAGCGUAUCCUUGACAAGCUUAGUCAACAGGUUGGGUCAAGGGUGGUCAUUCUGUUCACAACCCCUGAGCACUCACGUCUCCUUCUACAGGCCACAAGGUCCAAGGGCCUCGCCGGACGGUUCAUCUGGCUGGCUAGUGAUUACUGGGCCAACAGUCAGUUUAUUGUAAACGGGUACGAAGCCGAGGCUAGUGGUGCUGUCACAAUGCAGAUCCGGUCAGAGGAAGUCCAAGCCUUUAAGACAUUUAUGAAGUCCUUGACCUUAAAUAACCGUCAUGGAAUUCCCGAUGACUGGUUCGAAGAGCUGUACCAGACUCUCCACAAGUGUCGUCUGCUCAGUGCUACUUUGAAGAAGGAUUACUCCAGCAUCUGUACCGGGCAGGAGAGGAUCACAGAUGACAUGAUUCCCAGUGAUCCCUUCAUCCUCCAUACCAUCAUCUCUGUGUACAUCACUGCCUAUGGACUGAACAACCUGGAAGAGUGUCGCAAUCUUCCCCAGCUCAGCAUCUCGGCCUGCUUGGCUCUCCAGGAGGAUCGGAGAAGGCAGCUGAUCUACAAUAGCAUCCUCAACUCUCAGCUGACAGUGCCAGCCCGGGAACUAAGUGGGACUUCCUUCAGCUUCAAGUUUACAGAAGGGAGGUACGGUGACGUCGGCUAUGACGUCCUCAACUACUACCGGGAUGCUGGUGUCAAGAGGUACAACUACAACAAGAUUGGGUCUUACCAAGGUGUGUUGACCCUUGACAAAAGUAAAUACACUGGGUCUGGUAUCCUGGAUACCAGCGGAGUUGUGCCACUGUCCCGGUGCCCAGCUGGGAACCCUUGUACCUGCCUCAACCAGGAUGGUGUUGGCACCCACAUCUACGCCCGCCAGGCAUCCACCAGCUCCACCUCCUACACCAGCGCCAUCUACAUCCUGAAGGAGGAUGGCAACUACUACAACUCCCUCACUGACCAGCUGGUGGAGGUCAGCAAAGUGCCCACUGUGGUCGGGCGUUUCACUGACAUCUGGGCAAUCAUUGUGGCAACACUUGCAGCAAUUGGGUGCUUCAUUGCGGCAUGCAUGUUCAUAUACCUCCUGGUCGUCUACCCGAACCGUGGCGGCACAUCCAUCCUCGGCUACACCCUAUGUUUUGGCAUCAUCCUUCUCUACGCUCUUGUCUUCGCCUUCAUAGCUCACGCCAACCCGGAGAUCUGUGGGCUGAGGAGGUUUAGUCUUGGCUUCGUGUAUGCAUUAUGCUAUGGUUCCUUGUUUGUGAAGUUGCUGGACUGCUGGAGAACUCAGGACAAGGAGGAGAUGGACAACGUGAAAUAUAACAAGCUAGGUCGCCCGUGUGGACUGUUCCUGGUGGUGGUCCUCCUCGUCCUUGUCCAGGUCAUCAUCAAUGCAGAAUGGCUGAUCCUCGUUCCUCCAGAAACCGUUCAUGUCCUCUACAACAACCAGCUAUGGCCCAGAUGCACUCCAAAUGACUUUUACGAUGAGAGCCUCGUCUUGUCUCUCGUUUAUAUCAUGCUCCUUAUAGCUCUGUCUGUUAUAUUUGGCUUUGCAACAUUCAAAAAGUCCAAGAAUCAUUACGAGUCUCGCUGGAUCCUGGGUAUUGCAGUGCUUAGCAUCCCAUGUUGGGUGAUCUGGUGUCUGGUUGCGUCCAUCGGUGUGUACAAGGUGCGUGAUGCUGCUGUGGCGGUGGGGCUCCUCAUCAAUGCGACGUUCAUGCUGCUGCUAGGUCCCCUGAGGAAGCUGUAUCUGCUCAACAAAUACCAGACCUUGAUUGAAGAGGAAGAAAAAGAAUACCUGGCCAGUCACAGACAAGAGUAUGCCUCGUAUGGCCGACAGUAUGACAACGUCGGCAGAUUCCAUGAGGGGUCAAUACAUGGUAGCUCACAUGGCAGCACGUACCCACGACAGAAAUAUGCUGCUAGUCUGAAUGGAACACAGCGGUCAACAGGCUCUGCAUAUAACCCAUACGCUGACCCCAACCAUAGAGAGGAGAGAGAGAUUCAGCAUUGGUUCUGUAGUCAUGUAGUUGUCAUCUUGUAACAUUUCAUCACUUGGUAUUUCAGAGGAGAGAGAGAUUCAGCAUUGGUUCUGUAGUCAUGUAGUUGUCAUCUUGUAACAUUUCAUCACUUGGUAUUUCAGAGGAGAGAGAUUCAGCAUUGGUUCUGUAGUCAUGUAGUUGUCAUCUUGUAACAUUUCAUCACUUGGUAUUUCAGAGGAGAGAGAGAUUCAGCAUUGGUUCUGUAGUCAUGUAGUUGUCAUCUUGUAACAUUUCAUCACUUGGUAUUUCAGAGGAGAGAGAUUCAGCAUCAGUUC